AUGGGGGUGACUGCUGUGAAGCAUUGCUAUUCAGAGUGUGGUCUUCAGACCAGCAGCAUCAGCAGCAACUCCGAGCAAACUCCAGUUUUGCCUUUGGAAAACAAGAUAUGGGACCAUGCCCAGUUUCCACUCAUCCUACAUGGGGGGAUGUUGGUGAUCACCACCCUGUACAUGAGGUUCCGGGCCUCGGGCUACCUCAAGUUUGGGGCCACCACCCAGGGUCACAUGUUCAUUCUGAACCAGUCCUAUGCUACAGCUGAGAGCUGUCUGCCUGGGGCCAGGAGUUGGUGUGAGGAUCCCGAGAGGUGGUACAAGUCAGUCAAGCUCCUCUCCUUGGAUGAUAUUUACCCCAUCAACCCCCCACAGUUCUGUGUCCCCUCAGAGACCAUCGUGCACUUCGCUGUUUCCCAGAUACUGAAGCUCUGGACCUUCGUGGUAGACCUGGGCAUCUGUGCUGCCAUGAUCUGUCUGACAUCUGCUCCAGGUCUUCGUUGUGGCACGCAGGAUCUUCACUGUGGCAUGCGGGAUCUUUAGUUGUGGCCUGCAGGCUUAGCCCAUCCUGCGGCAUGCCCGCAGGAUCUAUUUCUCCAGCCAGGGAUUGAACCCAGGCCCCUUGCAUUGGGAACGCGGAGUCUCACCUACUGGACCACCAGGGAAGUCCU
Molecule: messenger RNA, 662 nt
Organism: Physeter macrocephalus (sperm whale)
Lineage: Eukaryota; Metazoa; Chordata; Mammalia; Artiodactyla; Physeteridae
Product: proton-coupled amino acid transporter 2-like
Exons: 6
Coding region: 1-534 (177 amino acids)
Source: RefSeq, a predicted model, not a curated record